This is a messenger RNA of Saccharomyces eubayanus, 1050 nucleotides long. It is a transcript of the gene SUR2, whose product is annotated as sphingosine hydroxylase. Gene Ontology annotation, molecular function: oxidoreductase activity; iron ion binding. The coding region runs from base 1 to 1050 and encodes 349 amino acids. The record is from RefSeq and is a predicted model, not a curated record. Lineage: Eukaryota; Fungi; Ascomycota; Saccharomycetes; Saccharomycetales; Saccharomycetaceae. The transcript has a single exon. Gene Ontology annotation, biological process: lipid biosynthetic process.
AUGAACGUGACACCGAACGCGACUGCUGCCGCUUUCUUCCCACCGGCCUUUGGUUUGAAGACCUCUUUUGGAUUCAUGCACUCUGCAGAGGCACCUGCGAUUAAUCUACACAUGAAGGAAUCCUUGUUACCGGAGAUGAGCGAUGGAGUGUUGGCGUUGAUCGCUCCCGUUGUUGCCUACUGGGCGUUGUCCAGUAUAUUUCACUGCAUAGACACCUUCCAUUUGGCCGAAAGAUAUAGGAUCCAUCCCAGCGAAGAGGUUGCCAAGAGGAACAAGGCCUCCAGGUUCCACGUCUUCGCCGAAGUGAUCCUGCAACACAUCAUACAGACCAUUGUAGGAUACAUCUUUUUGCACUUCGAGCCCACCCACAUGACUGGGUUCGAAGAGAACGCUAUGUGGAAACUGCGUUCCAGCAUACCCCAAAUCGUUCCGGAUGUCGCCCUCUACUACGGCUACAUGUACGGAAUAUCUGCUUUGAAGAUUUUUGCUGGCUUUUUGUUCGUCGACACAUGGCAGUAUUUCUUGCAUAGAUUGAUGCACAUGAACAAGACUUUGUACAAGUGGUUCCACUCUGUCCAUCAUGAACUAUACGUUCCAUACGCAUACGGCGCUCUUUUUAACAACCCCGUCGAAGGUUUUCUGCUGGACACUUUAGGAACAGGUAUCGCCAUGAUGUUGACCCAUCUGACUCAUAGAGAACAAAUGUUCCUUUACACUUUUGCCACCAUGAAAACCGUCGAUGAUCACUGUGGGUACGCUCUGCCACUCGAUCCAUUCCAAUGGCUUUUCCCCAAUAACGCUGUCUAUCACGAUAUUCAUCAUCAGCAGUUCGGUAUCAAGACCAAUUUUGCUCAACCGUUCUUCACUUUCUGGGACAACUUGUUCGAGACCAACUUCAAGGGAUUCGAGGAGUACCAAAAGAAACAAAGGCGUGUCACCAUCGACAAGUACAAAGAGUUUUUGCAUAAGAGAGAACUAGAAAAGAAGGAAAAAAUCAAGAACUUCAAAGCUAUGAACGCUGCUAGUAAUGACGUCAAGAAGGAAAACUAG